AUGCGACAAUGCAUCUCAUCUACCCUCCUCCCGUUCCCUCCUCACUUCUCCUCCUCAACUUCCUUCCUCUCCUCCCCUCCUCCAUUUCCCUCCUCACUUUCCCUCCUUUUCCUUCCUCUCUUGCCCUCCUCCCUUUUCCUCCGCACUUCCUUACUCCUCUCUUUCACUCCUCUCUUCCCCUCCUCCAUUUCCCUCCUCUCCUCCCCACCUCCCUUUCACUCCUCACUUCCCCUCCUCCCUUUUCCUGCUCUCUUUCCCUCCUCCCUUUUUCUCCUCUCUUUCCCUCCUCCCUUUCCCUCCGCACUUCCUUUCCCCUUUUUCCUCCUUUCUUUCCCUCCUCCAUUUCCCUCCUCUCUUCCCUUCCUCCAUUUCCCUCCUCUCUUCCCUUCCUGCCUAUCCGUCCUCCCUUUCACGUCCAUCCCGCCGUUCUUCCAGGUGUUCGGAGGCAGUUUACACGGGGGAGACGAAGCUCGGCAGUCUUCAUCUGGUUCCCUUGUCCCUCGCUCAUUUCAGGUGUUUGGAGAGGAAUGGUCGUUUGUUUGGGUACUGCGAGCACAGGUGUUUGGAGAGGAGUGGUCGUUCGGAUACUGCGAGCGCGGCUCAGGCGUGUUCAGCUGCCGCCCGAAAUCCAACCCCUACUACACUUAUCGAGAAACAGUGGACAUGGGGGAAACGAAGCUGAGUGCAAAACGAGCGGGGCAGAUCAUAGCUGAGAUGAGCGUGCAGUGGCCUGGGGUGUCGUACGACAUGCUCGGGCGAAACUGUAACCACUUCUGCGAUGAGCUUUGUGUCAAACUGGGCGUCGGCCCCAUCCCAGGUGGGUGGGUGCAUGUAGACAUGUGUAGCAUGCUUACAUUACCCUCUCCUCUCCGUUCUGCGUCUGCAUUACCGGCGAUUCUGCAGCCGAGCUUUAUGAUCAAGUGGGACAACAGUGGAAGGAAGGGAGAUGACCUGGAUGGGGCUGAGUUGCUGGAACCUGGAGAGGAGAGGAGCACCAUGGGUGUUUGUGAGAGUGAGGGAAGGGGAGAAGGGGACUGGGAGAACAGGGAGAGUGGAGGAGGGUGA
Messenger RNA from Closterium sp. NIES-65, 1065 nucleotides. The record is from the annotation of a GenBank genome assembly. NCBI's taxonomy places the organism in Eukaryota, Viridiplantae, Streptophyta, Zygnematophyceae, Desmidiales, Closteriaceae.